UCAGACUACUUGUUAUGCUAUGUAGGACCUUUCAGAAUAUCAAGAUGGCGGCGUCCGUACGAGUAUGCUGUGCCCUCCGAAUUAAACUAGGAGGGUUAGCACCACUUCGUACAGCAGGGGGCGCCCUGCCUCUCUCUCACCUGGUCAGAUCCAUUGCCUAUCAGUGGCCCUCUAGCCCACCAUCUCUUGCAGCCCCUGCCACCUGGAUACAGACCAGACAUGGCAGCUUCUUCAACAAGUUGACAGCAGAGGAGCUUUGGAGGGGAGUUUUGGCAGAGACGGGAGCUGGUGCUCGGAAGGGUCGCGGGAAGAGGACCAAGAGAAAGAUGAAGAAGGAUCUGAAUCGAGGCCAGAACAUUGGAGAAGGGCGCGGGGGCUUCCUGUGGCCGGGGUUGAAUGUGCCCAUCACGAAGAGUGGCACCAUCAUGGAAAUGUCUCGCCGCGGGGAGUCAGAGCAGCAGGAUCUGCGAGCGGAUCUUCUUCGGCAGCGCGAGGAAUGGGAUCGCAGGAGGAAGCUGAAGUUUAAGCGGGAGCGAGGUUGGACUGGCAACUCCUGGGGAGGGAUCAGUCUGGGGCCACCGGACCCGGGACCCAACGGAGAGACAUACGAAGACUUUGAUUCCCGAGUGAUUGAGGUGAAGAGUGUUUUCAACAUGACAGCCAAAGAGGGCAGGAAGCGGUCCAUCAGCUGCCUGGUUGCCGUCGGCAACGGGAACGGGGCUGCUGGUUUUGCGUUGGGUAAAGCAACUGACCGUCAAACUGCACUGAGAAAGGCAAAGAAUCGGGCGGUGCACUAUUUGUACUACAUUGAGAGAUACAACAACCACACCGUUUAUCAUGAUAUCAAUUCCACUUUCAAGAGGACCACAUUACGCAUGAAGAAACAGCAUAAAGGUUAUGGCCUGCGCUGUCACCGGGCAGUUAUCACCAUCUGUAAGCUGAUCGGUAUAGAGGACAUGUACGCCAAGGUAGAGGGCUCUGUCAACCUGCUCAACAUCACCAGGGCUCUGUUCACCGGACUGGCCAAUCAGGAGACCCACCAGUCCCUGGCUGAAAAGAAGCAGCUCCAUGUGGUAGAGUUUCAGCCGGAGCGCGGGCCUCUGCCUGUCGUCGUAGCCACCCCCCAGAAGGGACUGCGUUCUGAACCCGAGCCCGAAGAAGAGAUUUCCAACACGCGUCUCCACUGGUCCGACGUCCGUGCUGCUCAGGGCAUGAAGCGCUCCGUCUGGGCUGGGGUCAAGCGGACCAUCUGGUGACCCCAACACAGCCCCAUGGACCGGAUCCACUGGGUUAGCUUGUAACUAUGUUGGCUUGAGAUUGUUCAGUUGUGAGUGUGUCUGAGGGAAUCCUGGGUCUCAGGCAUCAUCAUUUAUUCAUUAAAACCGGAGCCUCAUGGAAGUCAUCGUCAAGAGUCCGUCAAGUGGAAAUAAAUCAACAAGCCUAGACAUUUACCCAAAUGCAAAGGUAUAGCAUGAUGACAUUGUAUUUCAGCAAAGUUUAUGAAAUACUCCCUAGAGUUUUGCAGUAAAAUUGUUCCCAAUGGAUUAUCAUUUAGAAUUUUACUAAUACUAUUGUUUCAAAAUCAUUGAAUGGAGAUGUCAGUGUCUAAUAAAAAAAAAUUCCUCUGAAA
Molecule: messenger RNA, 1630 nt
Organism: Esox lucius (northern pike)
Lineage: Eukaryota; Metazoa; Chordata; Actinopteri; Esociformes; Esocidae
Gene: mrps5
Product: mitochondrial ribosomal protein S5
Exons: 11
Coding region: 15-1256 (413 amino acids)
Biological process (GO): translation
Cellular component (GO): ribosome
Molecular function (GO): structural constituent of ribosome; RNA binding
Source: RefSeq, a predicted model, not a curated record